AUGGCAAGUUCAGAGGAGGAAGGUUGUAGAAUAAAUUUUCCAAGAUCCAACCGAUCCACAACCAUGAACGCCAUCUACACUGCCAUCCUCGUCGCAUUGACUCUUGCCUACUCCACCGUCGCCUGGAUCGGACUCUCCAUGGAUGCCAACGCCAACGAGGUCCUUUUCUGA
Caenorhabditis briggsae is the source of this 171-nucleotide messenger RNA. The record is from RefSeq and is a predicted model, not a curated record. The coding region runs from base 1 to 171 and encodes 56 amino acids. The transcript is spliced from 2 exons. NCBI's taxonomy places the organism in Eukaryota, Metazoa, Nematoda, Chromadorea, Rhabditida, Rhabditidae.